This is a messenger RNA of Exophiala aquamarina CBS 119918, 993 nucleotides long. Its product is annotated as pyridoxine 4-dehydrogenase. Gene Ontology annotation, cellular component: cytoplasm. NCBI's taxonomy places the organism in Eukaryota, Fungi, Ascomycota, Eurotiomycetes, Chaetothyriales, Herpotrichiellaceae. Bases 1 to 993 code for a protein of 330 amino acids. The record is from RefSeq and is a predicted model, not a curated record. The transcript has a single exon.
AUGGCGACCAUUCUUGAUUUCGAGAUAGGUCCCGUCGGCUUCGGCCUUAUGGGCCUUACUCGCCCUAUUGACCCUAUCUCCCAGGAACAGGCAUUUUCGGCCAUGGACGCAGCACUCAAAUACGGAUCAAAUUAUUGGAACGGAGGCGAGUUCUAUGGCAGUCCUGAGAGAAAUACUCUACAUUUACUCAAUGAGUACUUCACUGAGAAACCAGAGAAUGCAUCCCGGGUAUUGCUCGUCAUCAAAGGUGGCCGAACUCCCGGUACACUAGACUUUGACGGUUCGGAGAAGGGUGUAAUGCGGAGUGUCAACGAGUGUUUAAGAGUCCUCGAUGGCAAGAAGACUCUCGACAUCUUCGAAUGCGCUCGUGUUGACCCUAGCACUCCUAUCGAAGAAACGAUAGGAGUGCUCGCUAAAUGCGUUCGAGAGGGCAAGAUUAAAGGCAUCGGAUUGAGCGAGGUCAAGGCGGAGACGAUCCGGAGGGCUGCUAAGGUCCAUCCGAUCGCGCAGGUCGAAGUCGAGUUAUCACUGUGGACGACAGAUAUCCUGCGGAACGGAGUUGCGCAGACAUGCGCCGAGCUGGGCAUCCCAAUCCUGGCAUACGCGCCGCUCAGCCGUGGCGGCCUCACCAAAGAAGUCUCCGAGAAGAGCGAGAGUGAGCUUCCUCCGCAUCUCAAGAUCUUCCCACGCUUCCAGGGCGAGACGCUGGAGACCAACAAGCGCCUGACAAAGGAGGUCGACAAGAUGGCGGCGCGGAAGGGAUGCACGACGCCCCAGAUCGCGAUCUCAUGGAUCAGAUCCUUGAGCGGCAGGAAUGGUCUAGGGGUUAUCAUUCCUCUUCCGGGCGCAGAGAAGGAAGAAUGGAUUCGCGACAACACUACCCGGGUCGAGCUGACGCCAGAAGAUUUGAAGGAGUUGGAUGACAUUGUCAGCAAGGUACCCAUCACGGGUAUGCGGUAUGGAGGCGUCAUUGAGAAAUUGAAUGAAGGCUAG